Rhodotorula graminis WP1 is the source of this 1197-nucleotide messenger RNA. RefSeq lists its product as uncharacterized. Gene Ontology annotation, biological process: transmembrane transport. The transcript has 4 exons. The coding region runs from base 1 to 1197 and encodes 398 amino acids. The record is from RefSeq and is a predicted model, not a curated record. Lineage: Eukaryota; Fungi; Basidiomycota; Microbotryomycetes; Sporidiobolales; Sporidiobolaceae.
AUGCCCUCGAGCUCGGCCUCGACCGCGUCGACCUCGAGCGUCCGCCUCGAAGACCACCCUGCCCUCCUCCCCGCCUCGCCUGCGCCCACCUUGUCUCCCCCACUCGCCGAGCACGACCAGCACCCGCGCAAGCGCAGGCGCAUCCCCCAGGACCGUGACUCGCUCAGCUAUGCCCUCAAGUCUGGCCUCGCAGGCGGCAUCGCCGGCUGCGUCGCCAAGACCUCGGUCGCACCGCUCGACCGAGUAAAGAUCCUGUUCCAGACCCGCAGCCCGGACUACCACAAGUACGCCGGCACCUUUCUCGGCGUAUUUCGAGCGAGCAAGGACAUCUACGCCGAGACGGGCAUGCGCGGCUUGCUCCAGGGCCACUCGGCGACCCUCCUGCGCAUCUUUCCCUACGCCGCCAUCAAGUUUAUGGCCUACGACAAGCUCCACAACACGCUCAUGCCCACGCCCGCCGACGAGACGUCGGCUCGACGGUUCCUCGCCGGCUCGACCGCCGGCAUCAUCACGACCGCCGUCACCUACCCUCUCGAACUCAUCCGAGUCCGACUCGCGUUCGAGUCGCACCACUCGGCAAAAGACCGCGCGUCGCUCCUGCGCACGAUCCGCGCCAUCUACCUGUCGCCGCCGCCCGUCGCACCCUCUUCCUCCUCUACCGCGGCACCCGCACCGCCACCGCCGCCGCCCACGUCGACGACGAUCAAGCCUUCGAUGACGCACUUCUACCGCGGCGUGUGGCCGACGCUCGUCGGCAUCGUCCCGUACGCCGGCACGUCGUUCCUCAUGUGGGGGUUCCUCAAGCAGGACCUCAUGCCGCGGUACCUGUCGCCGUCAUUCCGGCGCCGGAACCGCGCCAUGCUCGACCUGCUCGCCGGCGGCGUCGCGGGCGCCAUCGGCCAGACGACGGCGUACCCGCUCGACAUUGUCCGGCGCCGCAUGCAGGUCGGCCCCGUCAUCCACGCCGACCCGCUCCGGGGCCGCGCAGGCUUCUGGGACACGGCUCGGUCCGUGUACGCCCAGGGCGGCGUGCGCAACUUUUACGUCGGCCUCAGCAUCGGGUUCCUCAAGGUCGUCCCGAUGAACGCCGUCUCGUUCGCCGUCUGGGUCUCGCUCAAACGUGGGCUCGGGCUCGACGAGCCGAGGGACCAGGAGGGGGUCGAGGCGCAGCGAGACGAGCCGCAGAAGCAGGUCUGA